This is a messenger RNA of Larimichthys crocea (large yellow croaker), 2117 nucleotides long. RefSeq lists its product as uncharacterized. The transcript is spliced from 8 exons. Gene Ontology annotation, biological process: immune response; positive regulation of T cell proliferation; cell surface receptor signaling pathway. NCBI's taxonomy places the organism in Eukaryota, Metazoa, Chordata, Actinopteri, Sciaenidae. The record is from RefSeq and is a predicted model, not a curated record. Gene Ontology annotation, cellular component: external side of plasma membrane. The coding region runs from base 55 to 936 and encodes 293 amino acids.
GAAGAGGAAGUGUUACGCCUUACUCUCACUCAUAGACGAAGAGCUCGAGACAGCAUGAUGGCAACACCUUGCAAGCCACAGUGUUUCCCAAAUCAGAGGCUUUCCUUCAGCCUGCCGUCUCUGGUCAUGAUUAUAACCUGGCUUUUUUCUGUCACAGAAAGUGCUGCUCCGAUUACGGUCAAAGGGGAGGUUGGUGGAAAUGUGACCAUCUUCCACCUGAAUGAGGGGCCAGUUGAAUUCUUCUACUUUCAGAGGGGUACAGAGUAUGUGAACGGCUACCAUUCUACAAAGCCUUUGAACGAUUCUGUGCCAUGGCCUAACACCAGAUUGAGUGAAGACAAGAGAACUCUAUACAUGUACAACUUGAACAUCUCACACAGUGGUAAUUAUGAGUGCUACGUCAAUAAGAACCCCCAAGGAGAUGUCAUUCAAUACAUCGUCCAUCUCAAUGUCACAGCCAAAUACACAGUACCUGAAGUCAAAAUGAAUUGCAAUGGCCUUAGUUGCAUGGUGACAUGUUCUUCAUAUGGCGGCUACCCAAAAAACAGCAUGUCCUGGAGCAUACCUGGGAGUCAGAAGGUGUGGAAGGAGGUGGACAGCAAUGUGACGGAAGAUCCAAACACCAUGAUGAUGAACAUUGUCAGCACCGCAUACUUUAACUGCUCCAAUGGAGAGCUGCAGCACAACAGAUGCUCUGUGGGGGAAGUCACCUCAGACAUGUUCCGAGUCUGUACACCUUCGUCUACAACUGGGAACUACUAUGUGAUACCAAUAGCCACCUCUGCAUUAGUGGGUAUCAGUAUUAUCAUGGCACUGCUGCUGUUGUGGAAAUGCAAGAAAAGGCGGACAGGAGCAGUAGCAAUAGACGUGAGGCAGGAGUGGGGAAUGGAUGGACAGACAGAAGAGGAAGUAGAACUCAAAAACACGGCAUCUUGAGUGCUUCACUGUAAAGAAGAUCAUCCGAUUUCUUCUCGGACAGAAGACUGAGUUCUGAAAUUUAGAACUAAAACUCUAUGCCACUCAAGUGUAUGUUACACAUGUGGCUAUAUUCUCCUUGCUUGGAACGGCCAGCAAGGAGUCAGUAACUGACAGGACACAUGCUGCCAAUUUUUCACUGACACUUGUGACCUUCUGAUUAAGGAAGUAUUCGUCAUCAGUAUCAUUUUUGCUGGUGAAGUACAAUGCAUCAGUCUACUGAGAAUAGCUCACUUGUUGGCUUCGGGUAAACAGUCUCUGACUGAAACGCUUCCCUGCACUGUGAGACAUGAAAUCUAAUUUUCAUGUCAUAAUAUAUAUUUUUAUUUUUUAUUUUUGACAUUGACCUCUAUGGGGAGAAACAGGAUCUGUUACACAUGAUACAAGUGUCAGUUUUGAAUUAUGUAUUCUACAUAUACAUGUAUUGUUGUUGUUGUUGUUGUUGCACUUUAGACCUCCCACUCUAGUAUAGACCAGUCUAAACCAUUCUAGUGUGAAUUAAAAAAAAAUAUAUAAUAUCUGAGGCACAUAGUAGAACAGUCAUUGUUAGUUUGAAUGUGAUCAGACAGUACUUAAGUUCCCUAAUUUGUGUCCAGGGUUUUAAUCAUUCUUUAGUAUUGUGCCAGGGGGAGAAGCUGUGAAAAAUAUGGAUGUCAGUCCUGUUUGCACAUUAAUUCAUUUUGCUGUUUUGUUUUGAGUUUUCCACUAUAGAUUCCAGUAUUCCAGGAUUCCCCUGUAAGGUGCAAUAUUGAAUACAAAAGGAAAAAGAUUUUCUAUUUUAAUUAAAUUGCCGUUACCCUCACGGUUCAUAUCUUGGUCUUUUUCACAAGGUGACUGUUCUCAUGUGAAGUAACCUUCUUUAUACUGUUUUGCUAAGUAUUUAUUUUAUUAUAUGUUUUUCUUUUUCUUUUGUGGCCAUCAUUUACCCUGUUUACAUUAGUUUGGGUUGUCUGGCUUCCUCAGAAUUACCAAACAAUCUCAAAGGGCUGCUUUCAUUUCCCAAAUCUGUACACUCCUCUCAGAUGUCUGAUGUAACUUUGUCUUGUUUGUUUGACAUUUCACAAUCCUCUCUCUCUCUCUCAUUUUUCUAUGGUAUGUAUGUAAAUGUACAAUCAGUUCAUUAAAUAAUAUAUUAAUAACAA